GUCACAAACCUCCAGUCCAGCAGCAGCAACAACAACAACAUCAUCCUCGUGGAGGUUGUGACUAAAACCCUCAAGAACUUUUACUGUGGUGCUCCAGAAGACACAGAAGAAUUUGUAAUUGAACUUGUAGCGCGAAGAAACAGAAUCUGUUUAUUUUAGGAUGCCAGCUUAUAAGAAGGAUGGUUAUGGUGAUGACCGAGGUGGUGUUCGUUACAGGGGACGAGGCCGUGGUGGGUUUGGCCGGGGAGGACGAGAGAGUGGUGGUGGUGGGCGAGGCUAUGGACGUGGUGGAGGCAGUUAUGACCGUGAUAGAUACAAGUGGAACGACAGAGGAGGCAGACAUGAAGGAUCUGGAGGUUACAGAGACAGAGGCUAUGGCCAGAACAGGUUCCGAGAUGGACCAGGGGGUAGAAAUCAGGGCGGCAGCUGGAACAGAGGGUCUGGCUCAGGCAGUGGCCACAUGGAUCGAGGUAGAGCUUCAGACUUCUACAAUCCUCUUAGUCAACUGAGAGGCAAGGAGAGUGAAAUUGCCAUGAGCAUUGUGAAUGCAGUCCUGGCCUCAUCGCAGAAUUCAUCUGGAGGCAUUGGUCGCAGCAACUGGUAUGAUGGUUCUCCUAGGAAGAUGAGACACAUGGACUGGGAUGGGGUGCGAUCACCACCCAUGCACAAGUAUAACCAGCGUGACUUUCGCAUAGUGAAGGGCUACAGGGGCAGCAGUGGCUAUGCUAAGGCUCCUAUGGAUUAUCGAAAGAUGUCAAAAUCCCAGUUAAGAAAGAUUGAAAUGGCCCGGCUAGAAAUGCCUCAACCUGAAAAAAAGGAGAGCAAAGACAGUGAGAAAAAAGUUUCAGCAACAGAAGUAAAAGAAGGGGAGCAGGAGAGGGCCUCAGCUGAAGAGAGCGGUCCUCCUGCUGAUGCUGACAGGAAACAGAGUGACUCUGCUGAUGCAUCUGAAAAGGAAGUGGAUGCAGAUGAUGCUGAGAUGAAAGAUGUAGAGUUAGAAGACAAAGAGGAGAUCAGACAAGAAGAGGGGCAGCAGCUCGAAGAGGAAGAAGGGCAGCAGAUCAAGCAGGAAGAGAAGCAGCAGAUCAAUGAAGAGAAGCAGCAGGUUAAACAGGAGAGGCAACAUACCAAGCAAGAGAACAGCAAAACACUGAGUCAGGAAGAUGAGGGUCAGGAAGACACCAGUGUCAUCAUUCCUCGAGCAACUCUGAUGUGCCACAUGUGUGAUAUGACUAAAUUUCCAAAUACUAAGGCAUACCUGAGUCAUCUGGAAAGCAAAAACCACGAGAUGAUGGCUCGUACGUUCCACAACCGCAAUGGUGCCCUUGUUGAUGUGUUGAUGGCCGAUUCCAGGUUGGUAUGCAUGAGGAUGCCCAAGAAGAGGUCUGGUUAUAGUCACUGCCCAGCAUGUCACUUUCCUACGAACACCAGUAUCCAGGAGCACUUCCAGACCACCGAACACACGCUGGUGAGUCAAUUCUCGAGGGUCAGGUGCUGCAGCAAUAGGUACAAUCGAAUGAUCCUGGAGGAACACCGCCUUUCCUUACGUCACCUGAAGAACCAGUGGGACAUAGAGCAGGAGACCCAGAAGAAAAUUCAGAAGGAAGAAGAGAAAGAGAGAGAGAGAUUAGAAAGUGAUGCAUCAUUCCACAAAGAGGUUUACAGUCUCAAGACGUCAAACAACUGCGAGGAGGAGCUGACGCCAGCCACUUUACCCCCAUAUGAUCCUGAUAAAUUUAUAGGUUUGAACUAUCUUUACAAAGAAAAACUGUAUCGCUGUGAUCUGUGCCGAAGCGAAUUACGAAAUCCCAAGCACACAGAGUACCACUUCCGCUCUAUUGAUCACUACUACAACCUGUGUCGACAUCUCACCGAAGAGGAGGAAAAGAAAGAACUGGAAAGAAAGAAAUUAGAAGUAACUAACAAGGAGCAAGAAGAAUUGAAGACCAGAGAAAAUAAUGGUGACGAAAAUGAUAGCUGUGAGGACAUGAACAACAUGGAGACUGUGGACGAGGCUCUGGAAGAUGCUGACAUGGAUGCUCAAGCUGGUGGUUCCCAUGCACAAGUCUCUGCUGAUGACAAAAAUGAAGGUGCUUCAUCAUCAGCAGACACUACUAGAGGCUUGGAGAGAAGUUCAGAUAAUCAAAAGCAGUUGCAGCAGGAGAAUGAAGAGGAGCAGUGUGCAGGAAGUGGAAACAAUCAGGAGGAAGCAGAUGAUGGAGAAGACAUGGUUCUUCAUACAAAAACUGAUGUAGGUGAUGAUGAAGAGGUCAUGGAUGAAGAAGGUUUGGACUAUGAACCUGGUGUUGGAGUCUAGUAGGAGGAUACCAUUAAGGCUGAAGGUUUAGACUGUGAACAAGGAGUCAGAAUCUAGUAGGAGGGUACUAGUGGAACUUGAUGAAAUGAUUGUCUUCAACAGUGAGAGAGAGCCAUGCAGUGUUCUUAUAUCUUCCUUCAUCAUUGUCUAGAUUGUGCUGCAAUGCACUGCUGUUCUUAACAACAAGCACCAUUGUAUAUUUUACUCAAACUUGAACCUUUCCUAACUGAACUGGGUAUAAUAAAUGCAAUAACCUAUCAUACAUUGAUAAAUUAGAGAGAGAGAGAGAGAUGGCUUUUUUUGUGAAGGCUUUGGACAAUAGUGUUAGUAUAGCAUGUCAUAGAUUUUUCCCUUCUUAGCAGGCCCAGCAUCCAUUAUGAGUUACCUUCUCAACUACAACAUCUCUUGAGACAACUCAGUGACUUCACAAACCUGAGUGAAUUUAAAUUGUGUUGAAUUUUUCAGCUGGUAAAGUUUUCUGCAGUGUGAGUCUUAAGAAAUGCUGUAUUAACAUCUCAUCAGUGAAAUUUAGUGAAUUUAUUUAUUUUAUAAUUUUACUAGAAGAAUAUAUGCUUAUUUUAAUUUUGUUAUGAAUGUGAUUUAUAAAAUCAUGUGUAAGUGAUUUUGUUAAUCCAGGCAGUUAAUUACAAAAGUUAAUUUUUAUUGAUUUUUAUUUUUCAGCAGAAUGCAUUUUUGUUUACUAAGCGGAAGAUGAAAAACCUCGUAUAGCCGUACUUCCAUAUUUGUUUAGAAUUCAAUGUAUAUUUUCUCUUUGUGAAAUUUUCAUGAUUAUCCAUAACUAAGCACCACCUUUGAUUCACGAUACUGUAUGUGGAUGCUCAUAAAGUGUUUUCACCUUUCCUAUCUUCAUUAUUAUUUUCUCUCUUGUGUGGAACGAACGGUAAUUAUUGUGUCAGAGGGCAUCAUUUGUUCUCUUAUAUGAUGUGGAACAAAUAGUAAUUAUGUUUGAGGAACAUUAUCUUGCACUCAGUGGUAAAUUCUGUAGCACAGAUAUCCACAUAAGAGUACAAAGAUGUUUCCUUCACUGUUACUUGUAAGUACAGUACUGUGAAAGUCUUAGAACUUAAUACAAUUUAAUCCGAAUAACAAAGAAUGAGUGUUAAUAUUUUCAGUUCAAGAUGAAUGCAGGCCAAAUAUGUAUUUAAAAAUUAAAAGUGAAUGACAGGUGCACAAAGCUCCAAAAGAAAUCAAAAUAUUUUAUCCUAAGUAAAACUGUCCAUGUAUCUUAGGUUGACAUCAGUAAUGUUGUCUCUUGCAGCUUUAAUAGGAGAGCAGCCUCUAGAAUACGUAAGCCUAUUUAGUGUGGGGCUAUAGUCUGACUGUGUCACCCAACAAUAACCCCACUAUGAUCAAGUCGCUGCGUGGAAUGCAACUUUCAACUCUUGAUAUUACCAUGUAGCCAUUGAAAGAAAUCCAGUAGUAUCCUCAGUCAUAAGGAUAACAAUAUAGGUGUUUUGCUUUAUUUAGUAGAUGUGUUUCAGGCCCAUGGCAGCUGUUUUGCACUCGGUCAGGUCAUCAACACUUAAUUCCGCAUAAUAAGAAUCUACGUAUAUGUUUUGUGACCCCACACUGAUUGCAUAAGGCAAAUGUGCAUCACACACAAGGAACUGCCUAUAGUAAUAGAACAUCACAUAUAGCGAAUACACAUAAAGUAAUGAAACCUGCAUGUUUAACAUGCUUGAGACAGUAAUCUUGAAUUUUAAUGUAAAGUGUUUCAAAAGGAUAGGAAGCUAGUUCAUGAAAGGAGAUUAUAAUCAAUCUAUUUUGCAAAAUCUUGAAAUAAAUGUGGGGCAAAACCCAAGUCACUGUUCUCUACAUGUGUGGAUAUGUAAAUCUAAAUGGUUAGAUUGUCACCACUUUUUUUUUUAUUAUGUUUUAGAAAUGCUAAUGAUUGUGCUUCCUGCUCAACGUAUGUUAGUUCUGUGAUUGAAAUAUAAAUCUUGUCAUUUUCCAAUAAAAUUCAGGGGACCUUUUGAACCAAACAUAUUAAAUAUGCACUGAAAAUAUAUGGACAACAGUAGCUGGGGAGUAUACUACGUAUACAGUAUUUAAUAAAGAAUUUUUGAAAGUAAGGAUGUUGAUUCUAAAGGUUUUUGUUUCAGCUAAAUAUUCCCUUAUUUUAUGUAAUAAAUGUUUAUCAUAUAUCACAGAAUAGUAAAGAUUGCAACAUAUACUGUCAACUACUGAAGACUUAAGACUCAUUACAUGUUCUGAUGUUCCUAUUGUAUUUAGUAUUUUUGUCAGUGAUUUGCUUCAUUUUUCUGAAGUGCACAAGUUAUUUUUGCUGUCAAGACCCCAUAGUUGACAUUAUAUUCAUAGUUGACAUUAUAUUCAUGGGGAAACGCUAAGCCUAUUAAGUUUAUGCAGCUCCUGGGGAAUGGAGGUAAUCAAUUUGAUGUGAGGAAUGGGAAGGCAGCUCCCAUUCCAUAGAUCAAGAACCCUUCACUAGCAUCAAGGUGCCUCUAAAUAGUAGUUGACAGAGUUCAUGUUUUACCAUAUCUUAAUUUUCAUGUGUAAAUCAGUUAUGAGAAAGCUUAGCAUCACAGCCAAAGGUGAUUAUCAGUUGUAAGAAACCGAACAUCACAGCUGGCAGGAGAUCUGGCUAGUAAAUGUACGAUCACGUACAUUGAAAAUUUUUUCCAGGCAGAUUUGUAUUUGUUAUGUUUCAACUCGAGGAUUGUGAUAGUUAACCCUUGUGCCUAGAUGUAAACAGGAAUCUCACUGGUUGCUGUACAUAAUUAAGCUGCAGCAAUGACACUUGAAGACUAUGCUUGUUAUAACUUAUAACUGUCUUCUGCAAACGUGGGUUUAGCAAGUGUCGUUGAAUGUGGUACUGUAAUUUAUUAUAAGUGAUCGAGGUCUUUUUUAAAUUUACUCAUUUUCUGAACUCCUUUUAUGAAAAAUAAAUAAGACAAAUUUU
Cherax quadricarinatus is the source of this 5258-nucleotide messenger RNA. RefSeq names its product glutamic acid-rich protein. NCBI's taxonomy places the organism in Eukaryota, Metazoa, Arthropoda, Malacostraca, Decapoda, Parastacidae. The record is from RefSeq and is a predicted model, not a curated record.